GAGGUAGAAUACUUCAGGGGCGGAAGGAGGCAUUUGGAUUGGUUGUGGUGGAGAGUGGGAAAGUGAGUGUUCUAGAGAAAUGUAGGACUGACAGGCGGUAUCAAGGCCCUGGCGAAGUCUGCUGCACCGUGUCCUGUUCUUGGUUUUCAUUCAGUGGGUCCAGCUGCCUUUGCAAUCGUGGAGAGGGCAAGUGAUUGCAUUUGUCCGUGGGCAGAAGGAGGUGCUGAAGGCGUAGGGCAGUGAGAGGGUUCAGCGAGCCAGGGAGUGACUUCUGGUGAGCCUGGUCUCUCAGGUGGAUGUGGAAGGAUGUGAGGGCAGGAGGUGAAGGGGAUAGGAAGAAAGUAGAGGUUAGAAAACCAUGGAUCCAAGAAGUUGCUGAACAAACUGGAGAAAUAGGAGGUUGUGAUCAAAGAAGACAAGGCAUGGAGGACACAAGAAUGAGAGGAAAGGAGGACUUUCUGGAAGUUCAUUUUUCACAUGGUUUAUGGUCAUUGCAUUGCUGGGAGUCUGGACGUCAGUGGCUGUCGUUUGGUUUGAUCUUGUUGAUUAUGAGGAAGUUCUAGCCAAAGCAAAGGACUUCCGUUAUAACUUAUCAGAGGUACUUCAAGGAAAACUAGGAGUCUAUGAUGCUGACGGUGAUGGAGAUUUUGACGUGGAUGAUGCCAAAGUUUUGUUAGGCCUGACCAAAGAUGGCAGUAAUGAAAAUAUUGAUUCUCUUGAGGAAGUCCUUAAUAUUUUAGCAGAGGAAAGUUCAGAUUGGUUUUAUGGUUUCCUCUCAUUUCUCUAUGAUAUAAUGACUCCUUUUGAAAUGCUAGAAGAAGAAGAAGAAGGAAGCGAAACCGCAGAUGGUGUUGAUGGUACGUCACAGAAUGAAGGGGUUCAGGGAAAGACCUGUGUCAUUUUGGAUUUACAUAACCAGUAACUUUGGCUCAGGGACUGAAGUCAUUGGCUUAUGAACACCUGAAGCAAUCUCCUUUUCCUUUUCUUUCCUUUGCUUGUCCAGGGCUUAAUGUGCAGCGGGGCAGUUGUGAUCUUACUGAUAAAAGUCAACCAUGUGAUCUUGCCCAGUGUAGCUACUAGCUAGUCCCUCGCUCGGCUCCCCCGCUUCGAGUGAAAAGAGUGUCACUCCUCAUUCUUGUAGUCUUCUACAAAGUGCAUUGCAAAUUAUGUCCUUGGUGGUAUAAUUGGUUUCUGUAUCAUUUUCUUUCAACUUAUGUAUUCACCUAACUAAAUUUGGAAAUUUAACAGUAGCAAAUUGUGUUGUGGUUAACCUUCGAUGCUUGUCUUUCUAACACACUAUUAAAUUAAGAUGAUUCUAAUAUACUUAAUUGUAAAAACAUUUCUGGCAUGAUAAGUUAACUUCUCUGUUGAUCUUUAACAUGACUGAUGUGUAAAAUGAUAGUUCUUUUAAAAAACUGAUUUUUUUAUUGUGACUUGUUUAGGUAAAUUGACUUCUCACAUGGGUUCAUACAAUUUUCAGUGUAAAAUUCUGUAUUUAUGGUGCUUUUAAAAUAAUUUAAAAAUAGCCCUAUGUUUUUUUGCAUUAGGGUAGUUAAAUUACUGUAUUCAGAUAGUAAUUUGUUUGAAUAUCUGUCCAUGAAAGCAAAAUUUAUUUUUAAUUUUAUUUCCAAAUAUGCUACCAGAGAAAGUAGUUUGUAUUUUUUUAAAAAGCAGGCUAAUUGCACAAGAGGGAAAAUGUGACUGUGUGUUAUCUUAAAUAUUGUUGUACAUAUUAAAAUAUUCAUUCUAAGUAA
Molecule: messenger RNA, 1754 nt
Organism: Galeopterus variegatus (Sunda flying lemur)
Lineage: Eukaryota; Metazoa; Chordata; Mammalia; Dermoptera; Cynocephalidae
Gene: ASPH
Product: aspartate beta-hydroxylase
Exons: 5
Coding region: 485-922 (145 amino acids)
Biological process (GO): peptidyl-aspartic acid hydroxylation
Cellular component (GO): endoplasmic reticulum; membrane
Molecular function (GO): peptidyl-aspartic acid 3-dioxygenase activity
Source: RefSeq, a predicted model, not a curated record